CAACGCAAAGAUAUCUGUAUACAUUGCUAAGAGAAUGGAAGUUUUAAAGAGCUACGACUGUGCUAUCGACAAGUUAAUGGCGACUGAGCUUAGGCUCGGAUUGCCAGGGAUUGAAGGCCCAUCUGAGGUACAGACAAGAGGCACCAAGAGAUCCAACGAGCAAAGUGAUGAUCAAGAAAUUGCGACCGCAACAAAGGCACAAGUUGUGGGAUGGCCUCCACUUCGAUUACCAAGAAAGAACUGUUCCUCUCGAGCAAAGGCGAAGAUAGAGGGUGAUAAUAUUGGAGGGUUAUAUGUCAAAGUGAGUAUGGAUGGAGCUCCAUACUUGAGAAAAAUUGACCUAAGCACGUAUCAGGGAUACAAUGAGUUUAGAGGGGGCUUGAAGAAUUUGUUCAACUGCUUUUCCUUUGAUUACGCAGCCACGUAUGAGGAUAAAGAGGGAGAUUGGAUGCUAGUAGGAGAUGUUCCAUGGGGGAUGUUCGUCUCCUCUUGCAAGAGGCUAAGAAUAAUGAGUGUAUCUGAAGCAAGGGGAUUGGAUUCAACUCGAUGACUAAACUUUUAUUUGCGGAGCUUUUGUACAUGACCUUCCUGACAAACCCAAAUCCAAGAACAAGGGACUAGAGAGCGAAAGAACCUCUUGUUUUUCUUUCUUUUUUUUGUUUUAGUUAGCAAUAGGAAACAGAUGCGGGGCUGCAUAUGGAAAUUUGAAGAAUAUAAUAGAGAAAAAAAAAAUAUUUGCAAGUUUUGGACAUUGUAUGUAUAGUAGGAAACGUUUCCUGGAUAUACUUUUACUUAUG
Molecule: messenger RNA, 797 nt
Organism: Asparagus officinalis (garden asparagus)
Lineage: Eukaryota; Viridiplantae; Streptophyta; Magnoliopsida; Asparagales; Asparagaceae
Product: auxin-induced protein 22D-like
Exons: 4
Coding region: 35-550 (171 amino acids)
Biological process (GO): regulation of DNA-templated transcription
Cellular component (GO): nucleus
Molecular function (GO): protein binding
Source: RefSeq, a predicted model, not a curated record